ACAUUGUAACACUGGAAACCACAUGGGGAAACGGUUGUCAGAAGAAACAUGACAAAAAAAUUUUUUUUUGUUAGUUUGUUCCCAGUGUUUGCCCUCCUCAUGCACGGUGUUUCUGAUGUUGAGAAAGUGUCGGUGUCAGUGACGGAGGAAGAUUCAGUCACUCUAAACACUGGUGUUACAGCAAACCAGCAAGAGAAGAUUAGAUGGUAUUAUAAUGACAUUCGCAUCGCUGAAAUCACUGGAGAUCUCAGUAAGAUCUGUACAGAUGUUCAGUGUAAUGAAGGCACUGAGAGAUUCAGAGACAGACUGAAGCUGGAUCAUCAGACUGGAUCUCUGACCAUCAUGAACACCAGCACCGCAGAUGCUGGAGCUUAUCAUCGAGAGAUCAUCAGAAACAGCACAAUCUGUGAAAAGAUCUUCAUUAUUGCUGUUCAUGGUGUUUCUGCUGCUGAACGAGAUAAAGUGAAGAGAAAGACAGUAAAGGAUGGAGAAUCUGUCACUUUAUACACUGGUGUAAUAAAAAACCCAAGUGAUGUGAUGAUGUGGUAUUAUAAUGACACUCUCAUCGCUGAAAUCUCUGGAGAUCAGAGUCAGAUCUGUACAGAUGAUCAGUGUGAAGAGAGAUUCAGAGAAAGACUGGAGCUGGAUCAUCAGACUGGAUCUCUGACCAUCACACACACCACAAACACACACUCUGGAGAAUAUACACUACAGAUCAAUAACAGCAGAUUCAGCAUCACUAAGAUCUUCAGUGUUUUUGCCAACGAUUCACAUGUAGAAACUCCACUGCAUCUUCGUUCAGGUGUCAGAAUUAUAGAAAUAUGUAGUUAUGUAUUCCUGGCACUGCUGGUCGUGACUUUAGCCGCAUGCCUGUUUUACUAUCUUUAUAGGAACCGCAAUCAAAACAGACAAAAGUAUCGAGUGGGGAUAGAUUUGAAGAUUGAGGGACAGUCUGUCUUUCUACACACUGGUAUUAAAAUACAGAAAGGUGAUCACGUGAAGUGGAUGUUUGGAGAUAAAAACUUUCUCAUAGCUGAAAUCACAGAAGAGACACAGAAGAGAAGAGAGUUCAAUCUAUAUGAUGAUGCUGCAGAUGAGAAUUUCUUAGACAGACUGGAGCUGAACAAGAAGACUGGAUCUCUGAUCAUCAGGAAUAGCAGAGACACCGACUCGGGAGAAUAUAAACUACGAAUCACCAGAAAUGGAAAAUCCUCAACCAAGAGAUUCAGUGUUACCGUCUCUUGCUCUUCUGAACCCAUAGUAAUUCUAUCUGAUCAAAUUGAGUUCCCUGAAAUCAAAGUGCAACCACUUCAGUAUGUAUGAAUCCACCAUGUAUGUAUACCUUUGGAUGAAGCUCUAUGUUUAAUAACUUGUGUGCUCACACUGAUUUAUAGAUCAACCCUAAAUCUUCUUUAUUAUAAUCCAAGUAUUUGCACAGUGUGUGAUUUAGGGCUGAACAUAUUAACCUGAAUGUCACAUGUUUGAGUAUGUCACUUGUUCUUCUCCAAAUAUUAGUUUAGACAUACAGUAUUAAAAGUGUGUUUAACAGACGCGUGAUUUAAAACCACAUUUAGCCUGCAUCUUUCUCUGCCUGAAUCUGAUGUGAAAGUUUUUUUUCUUUGCAGAAGUUAUCUGCAAGUUUGAGUUUGUAUUUUAUUUUCUGUUUGAUUUUUAUUUAACACAGUCGUCUUGGGAUGAGACUGCGCUGUUUUAUUUCAAUCUCAGUGCCUUGGUUUUUCAUGAUACCAUGUUGAAGAUAUAAUGACUAUAUAAAGUUAUCUUUAUCUUUCCACUCCUUUCACAUUGUUUAAUUAUUGAUGAUAUGCCUGUUGCCCCCCUUUCCUGUCUGUCUGUUUGUUUGAGUGGAUGUUAUUUUAUUUCUAAAGUCAAUAAGGAGUUGAUCACAUAAAAAAAAAAAAAUUGAACCAGGAGAAGUGGCUGGUAUUAUCCUAUGAAAUUAG
Molecule: messenger RNA, 1961 nt
Organism: Pimephales promelas (fathead minnow)
Lineage: Eukaryota; Metazoa; Chordata; Actinopteri; Cypriniformes; Leuciscidae
Source: RefSeq, a predicted model, not a curated record